Aspergillus melleus is the source of this 492-nucleotide messenger RNA. RefSeq lists its product as uncharacterized. The record is from RefSeq and is a predicted model, not a curated record. The transcript has a single exon. Bases 1 to 492 code for a protein of 163 amino acids. NCBI's taxonomy places the organism in Eukaryota, Fungi, Ascomycota, Eurotiomycetes, Eurotiales, Aspergillaceae.
AUGGCUGCUCAUAUGCCGCUCGAAGCAAAAACAGGGCAGCCUCCGGAGACCGAACAAGGGGUGAAGCCUAGCAACUUGAGCGAACUAGCUGAGGAGAUGAAGAGUGAUCCGAUCAUCACCCACCUGCGGCUGUACACUUUCAGCGACCUAUAUUUGAUGACGGAUCUAAACAAUCUCGCAUAUAACAAGCUCACGCAUCAUUUAGCCAAUGUGGACAGGACUACAAAGCGUGUCGAGACACAACGAGCUAUCAUUGCUAUGUUACAUUUGGCCUUCAGCAAAAUCAAGCCGGGUGACAAACUCCUCAACUGGUUGGCACAUUUUGCAUCGUGGAACCUCGAAGUGCUACUCUCGCAAACUCUCUUCAACGACCUGCUAGUUGAUGUUCCUGCCUUGGGCUCUCUUAUGAUGACUUCCUUGAAUCCAGCCACGUCCAGCCCCUGGGGCUCUCGCAAAGCCAAAAGGGUUAAACUGCACCAGGAUGUCGAUUAG